Messenger RNA from Closterium sp. Yama58-4, 549 nucleotides. Lineage: Eukaryota; Viridiplantae; Streptophyta; Zygnematophyceae; Desmidiales; Closteriaceae. The record is from the annotation of a GenBank genome assembly.
AUGUUCCGUGAUCUUACAAAGAACGUGUGUGAGUUGAGUAACCUGACGGAGCUGCAUCUCUGCCUCUGCCCCAACAUCAGGAAGCUUCCUGAGACCAUCACACGCCUCACCAAUCUCGAGGCUCUCACAGUGGAGGAUUGUGAGGAGCUCUAUUCGGUGCCGAGAAACCUGUUAAGCCUGGGGAAGCUGAAGCGGCUGGAGAUUACAGAGUGUGACCAGCUGCAAGUGCCACCUGAGAGUCUACCACCGUCCCUUGAAGCUGUAAGCCUUGGGAACUGCGAGGACAGCAUCCCUCUGCCUGAUAUUGCGAAGCUGCCAAAGCUGACGAAGUUGGGUCUGAAGCUCGCUCAUGCAGAGCAGCACGUGGUGACAAUCAGCAGCAGCAUGACGCAUCUGAAGCACUUGAAACUGUUUCUCGCAAGAGAAACAGAAGAACUGCCCGUUCCCUUAUCCACCUUCCCCCAGCUUCGCACCCUGAAGAUUCAAAGGGCUGGGAGGGUCGAGAGGCUGCCUGAAACCAUCGGAAUCUGUCAGAGCUGCAGGUUCUAG